This is a messenger RNA of Anopheles aquasalis, 1996 nucleotides long. RefSeq names its product PR domain zinc finger protein 5-like. NCBI's taxonomy places the organism in Eukaryota, Metazoa, Arthropoda, Insecta, Diptera, Culicidae. The record is from RefSeq and is a predicted model, not a curated record.
CCGAAAAGAUCCAACGUAAAACAUUCAGAAUCCGUUUUGUGGUAUAGAUAUUCGCAGUUUCUCUCGUUAUUCGUGAACAUAUUGACGAUAAGAAAGUGCCCAUCCACAGCCAAAAGAUGCUGACCAAAUACUGUCGUAUUUGCUUAACUAGCGCCGGUGUUGUUCAUAAACUGGACGAAGUAGUGCAUAAAUCCCUGACUCUUUAUGCAAUUCUGUGCAAAAUGUAUCCUGAGGCAUUUACUGACAAUAUCGAGGCGCAAUGGCCAACGAGAGUAUGCGGAAUUUGUAAGCAAGCAGUGUUAGAUGCGUACGAAUUAUUCACAGUAUGUACGGCAACUUUCGUAGUAUUGAAGAAUCAACUGAAAAAUAAAUCACACGCAUUGAUUCCGUUAAGAGCAGAAAUGAGUUUUUCAGAUCAAAGCUUCACUGUAGCUGACAGUGAUGCACUAGAUUUUUGCAAUGCUGAGAGCAUUACAAUAAAGAGUGAAGAUGAUAACUUAUCUUUAACAAGUGGCGAGGAAGAGAUAAUUGGUUCGACUGAAGAUCAACGGAUCAACGCAGACGAGGAUGUGCAUAGUAGCGUUAGUAUUCUCUGCAGUGCACAGCAAGCAAAUGUUGAGGAAGAGAAAGAUAUCGUCCCACCUCAAAUUGCAGAAACAAUCGAGAUUAAGAAUGAAGUUACUACUUAUUGUAAUCCUGAAAUUGUAGAAUUAUCCAUAGAAAUGGAUUGUAUGGCGCCGAACAAUACUUUUUCAACCGUUGAAGAACAUUUGGAAGAUUUUGAGGAAAAUAUGGAGUGUUUAUAUCAGUCCACAUAUCAGGAAAAUGAUGAUUAUCAAGGAGAAAAUCCAGUGCUUGAAAGCACGGAAGCAGUUCAAGGAGUAUCAGAAACGGGACGCGGAGAAACUUACGCUGACAAAUUUUCGAAUAAAUUAUUAAGUUGUGAACCAUAUCAGGAUGUGUUUCUAGGUAAAGAUUCACACGAGAAAGACAUUGAAAAGCAUUCUAAAAGAUUACAUAUAUAUUGCCAAAUGUGUGGCGAAGCGGUCAAUAGCGCAACCGCCCUGAACUCACAUAAAUGUAAGGAUGAUUCCUCGACACUAUGUUGGAUAUGUGGAGUGUUAUUAGAUACACGGGAAAAGCACAAGAGGCACAUGGAAGAUCAUGUGCGAGAAAGGACUUGGGCCUGUCAGUUAUGCUCUGUACGAUUUUCUUCAGAAGGUGCCCUGAAAGGUCAUUUAAGAACGCACCAGAAAGAUAAAGGCCAUUACUGCAAUGUGUGUGGUGCGCGUCUGUAUUCAAAGCGUAAUUUGAUCUACCAUCAACGAGCGGUUCACGGAGGAGGUGUAGAAAAGGUGUACAGCUGCACCCUUUGCGAUCGAAGAUUUUCUCUCCCUUAUAUGCUUAAGACGCACAUGAACACCCAUACGGGACUGAGACCAUACAGCUGCGUGUAUUGCAACCGAGUUUAUGGAUGUGGCGGAGAUUUAGUAGAACACGUCGCCAAGCAUCACGUUGGUAACGACAAUAUCUAUCAGUGCCAUCUGUGUGAUGCCGAUUUUCCGAAAAUAAGGGAGCUUAAAGGCCAUUACGAGAUGCAUUUCAAAGGCCAUAACGAAAUAGUGACAGAGUUUGGAAAGUUCCGGUUCACCACAAUGGAUCUGUUAAAAAUGCGAUAUCAGAAAGAAACGGCUAAACUUGGUAACAGCAAUGCCCUAAACCGGCUUAGCAGACAGACAGCUAAAUGAAAAGGGAAAGGUAGCGUAUUGAAAUUAUAGAAAAGGUUUUUUAUAACUGUACUAACCUAUUGCUGCCGUUUUAAUUGUAAUUUUAAAAUUGUAUUGUACUCUUUUGAUUUAUUUUUUUUUGUAAAAUUCGACUGACCGCCAAAAGUAAGGUAGAAUCAUUCAACUGUGCUAAUCUGUUAUAAUUUCCCUACAAUUGUAUAAGCAUCUUGGCAAUAAAAGCGGGACCCAUUCGAUGCUGUAAACAAAAA